CUCGCUUGCCUGUGUCUGCCUGGUUGCCUGGCUGCUCGAUUUGUAUAUAUUUCGGUAUAUUUUCUGCUUUCCAUGCUAUUAUCAUCAUUGUGUUGCCGCUGAUCUGCGUUCGUUGUUUGAUGCCAGCGUUUCAUUAAAGUUUGAGCCGCAGAGCUGUUAACAUCGUGUGAGCGCAUUCGGCAAAUAUUGCAAAUUGCGGUCAACAGGUGUCGCCGCGUGCGUGUGAUAAUUAGCGCUCGAGAAACAACAAAUUUGAAUUCCAAAACUCAAGAAAUAAUAAGAAACGCGUAUAGAAACUAAAUAUAUGUAUACAUAUACAUAUAUUGCGGUAACGGUGCAAAUUGUGAAGUGCUAAAAAUAGAUAUUUAAUAUUUUUCAAAUUCAAGAUCCAGUUCGAGGCGUAAACCUGGCUCAAUCCCCAGCAAACAUGCCGAUCAAAGACGUCCUACAGCGCUGCCGGCCUAUUCCGCUGUACGUGGUGCUGAUCCUAUCGAUCUGCUACUUUGUACUCCAGCUGGUCCUCAGCCACUUGACGCAUGCUUUGACUCUCCUCAUGGCUGCCUAUCACAUGUUGUGCAAUAUUUUGGCACUAGGUGGCUGUGUGAUAACGAUUAAGCACAGCAAACAGCAUGAGACGGCGCCAGCCACACCAAAGCCCACGGACUCCAGCUCCUCGGAUGACAAGAUCGCCGUGGUGCUGACGCUCAGCGAGACGGAGGAGCAACAGCUGGCCAAACGUGAGUCACGAGAGAUGAAGCUGAGGAACACCUUCGGCUGGGCACGCAUCGAUAUACUCACCAUGCUGAUUGUGUUCAUCAUCUUGGCCUCGUUGUCCUUUUCGCUCAUUGUGGAGGCGCUGCAGACGCUGGUCCACAUCGAUCACCAGGAUACGAUGCAUCUGCCCAUACCCGUGAUGAUGCUCGGGUGUGUGGGUCUCAUCUUGAAUGGAUUGACGUAUCUGCUUAUAGGUGGCUACAGCCUGCAUCAGGGCAGCUUUUUGCACCUGACGACGGGCGGCAACGUUGUCCUAGAGCGUUCCAUGUCCAGCCAUUCCGAUCUGGCCCUGAAGCCCAUGCAGCGCACACUGAGCAAGUCGCGCAAUGACCGCCAGCUGCGCCAGGAACUGGAGACGGAGGUGGGCAACAUUUACCUCACAACCAAACGACAGGGCGCUGUGGAGAUGCUGCGCGAUGUGUCCAGCACGCUCUUCGUCAUCGUCUGUGCGGCCAUUGUCUAUGUGGCUGAGGAUGAGCAGCAUACGGCAAAGUUCAUAGAUCCCGUUUUGUCUAUAUUCUCUUGUGUGCUGUUGGUGUCGCUGAGUUAUCCAUAUAUGAAAGAAUCGUGUCUUAUUUUACUACAAACAAUACCCGCCUCCAUUGAUCUGGAGAUCUUUGAGCGUACACUAGUGAAUAAAUUUCCCGAGAUUGUUAGCUACCAUGAUCUGCACAUCUGGCAGCUGGCCGCGCACAGCUAUGUGGCCACCAUACACAUACAGUUCCAGAAUCCCAAGCUCUAUUUGAAGAUAAUUGAGCAGGUGCGUGCCUAUUUCCAUGAGCAGGGCAUUGCCGAGGUGACCAUCCAACCGGAAUUCUCAUCGGCAACCAAUAGAGAUGCCUCAGCAUCUCUAGAGUGUCUUAUGCAAUGCCAGGCGGCCGAAUGCAUUGAAAAGGUUUGCUGUCGCGACUCGCGCUCCGAUCUGCGUGAGGUCAGCAGCAGUCCAGAUGGCAGCAAAUCACCCAAGGCCAAAUCCUGCGCUGAGCUGACCACCGUUGUAGUCGCGAAACCCAAAGAGCUGAACGCGGCGCAACUCAUGCAUGGACAAGACAAUGAAACGUUGACCACAUGUACAUCUAGCGUAUCUCUGCCUACAGAGGCAAGCCCAACUGAUGCCAAAAGCUGUUGAUCGUCCAUAAUUGAUAUAGUCAUAGGAAUUUUACGAUUUUAACUAGACCUUAAGCUUAUUCUAACGAUUUCUACUGCAUUUAGGCUAGUUUCUAAUUAAUUUGCUAAGUUAGCUACG
Molecule: messenger RNA, 2020 nt
Organism: Drosophila arizonae
Lineage: Eukaryota; Metazoa; Arthropoda; Insecta; Diptera; Drosophilidae
Gene: ZnT77C
Product: Zinc transporter 77C
Biological process (GO): zinc ion transmembrane transport; intracellular zinc ion homeostasis; detoxification of zinc ion
Cellular component (GO): membrane
Molecular function (GO): zinc ion transmembrane transporter activity
Source: RefSeq, a predicted model, not a curated record